AUGACUGAGCCUGAGGCUCCUCCCCAGGCAAAACCUGAGACUCCACCAACCUCUAAGCCUAAACGUGUAAGAACAGGUUGUCUUACGUGCCGUGAGCGCCAUCUCAAGUGUGACGAAGGACUACCCAAUUGCCAGAAUUGUAAGAAGUCCAAUCGAAAAUGCAAGCGAGGGGUCCGACUCAACUUCAUUGACAUUCAGUGCGAGCGGCCACCACAUCUACUGCCGCCGACCCACGAUUGGGAGGUUACCUUCCAAGAUGACUCGCGCGAUAUUGCUUCGGAAUAUCAAGGUGGGCUCGAGAAAUACCAACCUCUUGAGCCCGAACCCAAGCGACAGAAACUGAGUGCUGCGCCUAAUAUCAACUAUGAUUAUGGUCAGGUCACAGCUCCGAUCAUCUCUCAUCAACAGCUCCCCACAUCACAGUCGUUCUCACAUCCAUACGUCGAGCAACCUCAGCCAACGUAUGCUGCUUCUUCUUCUGCUCAACCGUAUGAGACGGCUGCAAGUCAAAUGGGUUCAUAUUCCGAACCUCAGCAACCUGUACAACGCUCAUAUGAGCCGACAAUGAUGCUAGGUUCUGGGACAACACCUGUGCCACCCCUAGAGAACCGUGAUGAAGUCCUGUACAUGCAGGUUUUUGUCGAAGAGGUCGGCGUGUGGAUGGAUUCGAUGGAUGCUGAGAAGCACUUCUCCCGCCUUAUCCCCUUCCAGGCCUUGAGGGAGCCCAUGCUCAAGUACGCGCUCCUGGCAUGUGGAGUGCGACACCUCACCCUGGUCAACGCUUCCUACCCUGAAGAACACGCCUUGAACUACUACAACAACGCAACGCAACUGCUCCUGAAGUCUCUCCAGAACCCUGACAGGAACAGUGUUCUUUGCGCCACCACAGCUACCAUUCUCAACGUCUACGAGGUCAUGUCUGAGAAGGCUUUGCAGCGGAUGAACCACAUUGCCGGUGCACGAGCACUUAUCAAGGAAUGUCGUUGGGAUGCCCAAGCUACUGGCAUAGGGUCUGCCUGCUUCUGGCUCAAUGUCGGACUCGAGUUGUUCAGUUGCCUCCAUUUCAACUGGGGCGUUGCUUGGGACCCCGAUACAUGGGGCAUCGACAUGAACAUGUCACCUCAGCAUGAGGGAGGCAAUGAAGACGACUGGACCCACAGAAUGUUGUGGAUCUUAUCUAAGAUCACCAACUUUCGUUCUACAGCACAGCAAAGAUAUCAGGAUGCCUCGGUUCACGCAGAACAGGCACGUUUGCACCAGCGCCAUCAACAGUGGUUAGGUCUAAAACAGUUCUGUGACCGCUGGAACAAUUGUGUCCCGCCAACAAUGCAUGCAAUGGCCUACAUCUCUCCAUAUAUGACGAAUUCGAAGAGCGCCUUUCCCGAGUUGUGGUUCAUUAAGAGAACGACAAUUGUGGCGAGACUGUUCUAUCAUACUGCCAUGGCGCUUCUCGGAUCUCUCCACCCCUACGAGCACAUGCAACCGCAGACGGCGGAGCAAAUGCAAGAUAUGCGUCUCUACCAUUCAAGGCAAACCUGCGGCAUUGUGGCACAUGUUAAGGAUCGAGGUGUUGCUUCUGCCUCGAUCCGUUGUCUUGCUGUGGCUGGGGAGCACCUUACUGUUCAGCGGGAGCAAGAAGAGGUCUUACAGAUCUUUGACAGGAUCAAAAAGGAAACGGGUUGGAGAGUGACCUUCAUUCACGACGAUCUUAAGGAGAAAUGGGGUUGGAACAAUAACCCUCCGGAAUACAGUAGCAUGGGCUCUGCACCUUCAUACUAUGCUGGACCAAGUACUAAUCCUGCCUCCACACCAGCGUCGACGCCUCCCCGACCCAAGUAUCCGACCGGCAUCAUUAAUCCUCUUUACAAGAAUGCCGACUUCUCUGCCCAGAAUCCACCCUACCAGGGUAGCUAUGUCCCGCCAAGUUCAGGGCAUAUCUUGCAUAAUACGCAAAUGUAUGGCUAUUCUGGCAUACCUACCAUGAUGCAGUCUUGA
Messenger RNA from Exophiala spinifera, 1995 nucleotides. RefSeq lists its product as uncharacterized. Gene Ontology annotation, molecular function: zinc ion binding; DNA-binding transcription factor activity, RNA polymerase II-specific; transcription cis-regulatory region binding. NCBI's taxonomy places the organism in Eukaryota, Fungi, Ascomycota, Eurotiomycetes, Chaetothyriales, Herpotrichiellaceae. Gene Ontology annotation, cellular component: nucleus. The record is from RefSeq and is a predicted model, not a curated record. Gene Ontology annotation, biological process: positive regulation of transcription by RNA polymerase II. The coding region runs from base 1 to 1995 and encodes 664 amino acids. The transcript has a single exon.